UCCAGCUGGGUCACACAAAGCUCACACGCUGCACUCUGCUCCCUUGUGCAGCAGUUCUUUGGCAAGCAUGGCUUCCCGGAUUCGGACGUUCCAAAAUACGGCACAGUCGGUGGCAGCGAGACGUACAAUGCCGCGAUCCCAACAUCUCGGUCUGAGGGAAAGGAGCGCAUUGUCUGCUGCUGCUGCUUUCAACGCGAUGCGCGACCGUCCUCCGUUCGACGUUUGCAAUUUUAUCGACGGCGAGGCGAGGGAAAGCGCCACGACGAGCUGGAUCGACAUCAACAGCCCGGCCAAUCAAGCCCCCGUGUGCAGGGUGCCCCGUAGCACCAGUGCGGAGAUGGAGGCUGCGGUUUCGUCGUCAAAGGAGGCGUUUUCUACUUGGAGGCACGUGCCCGUUCAGCACCGCUCACGAGUGAUGUUCAAGCUCCAGGGGUUGAUAAGGGAAAGAACGGAGGAACUCGCUGCUAGCAUCACGUUGGAGCAAGGGAAAACUCUAGCCGACGCGCGGGGCGACGUGUUUCGAGGGCUGGAGGUGGUGGAACAAGCGUGUGGGGUCGGGGCGGCAAUGAUGGGAGAAACCCUUGGCGGGGUGGCGGCAGGGAUGGACACGUACUCGUACCGCGAGCCGCUAGGCGUUUGCGCCGGAAUCUGUCCUUUUAAUUUCCCGGCGAUGAUCCCGUUGUGGAUGUUCCCUCUCGCGAUAGCCGCCGGAAACACGUUCGUGAUGAAACCGUCAGAGAAGUGUCCCGGGGCCGCGAUGAAGCUCGCUUCGAUGGCUUCGGAGGCUGGCCUACCGGACGGCGUUUUGAACGUGAUCCACGGGGGCCACGAGGCCGUCGACUUCGUAUGCGACUCCCCGGACAUCAAAGCCAUUUCCUUUGUGGGGGGAAAUCAGGACCAGUUCGCGGGGACGGUGAUUGCCACUGUUGGUCCCGGGUGGGAGGAAGGUGUGGAUGUGGGCCCGAUGAUAGCCAGGGAGGCGAGGGAGAGGGCCGAGCGCCUCGUGCAGGAAUCGCAAGAUGCUGGCGCCGACAUUUUGCUUGACGGAAGGGGCGUCGCGGUAGACGGGUACGAGAGCGGGAACUUCGUUGGUCCAACCAUCCUCUCCGGGAAACAGGUCGGGCCAGGCAUGUCGGCGUACGACUCAGAGGUGUUCGGGCCGGUCUUGUGCCUGGUGACCGUGGAAACCCUCGAGGAGGCCAUCGGGCUGGUCAACUCCUGCAGAUACGGCAACGGGACGUCGAUCUUCACGAGAUCGGGGGCAGCAGCAAGGAGAUUCCAACGCGACGUUCACGCCGGCCAGGUGGGGAUCAACGUCCCGGUGCCCGUACCGCUGCCUUUCUUUAGCUUCACCGGGUCCGGUGCUUCGUUCCGCGGCGACAUCAACUUCUACGGAAAACAGGCAAGGGUGGAGUAUGGAUCAAGUGAACUUGCAAGACGAGCUUGUAGCUUUAGUCUUGAAGGAGUGCACUUCUACACCCGCGUCAAGACCGUCACGUCGUCGUGGCCGUACGACAAAGACGGAGACGGAGACGGAGACGGGUCGUCCAAGAAAUCACACGGAGUCUCCACGGCGAUGCCAACGCACAGCUAGAGCUCCCGCAGCAGCAGUAGCAGCAGCAGCAGUAGCAGCAGCAGCAGGCUAGCCAAGCACAUCGUGGCAACAACGCUCCUCUAGAAUUGUGAUUGGGGGCGGGGGGGCACCGGUAAUUGAAGUAGCGGUCUGCCGGUCAUUGAACCCCUCCCGCUGUGUUGCUUGGUGCGAGAACCACAUCACCACCGCUUGCGGAUGCUUUCCGUGUGUGUAUUAGUCGGCCAUGCAAAAGUUCUUGGCAAACUGACUGAUAGAUUUUGAAGGGUUUUUUUCAUUGAAAGGGUAUGAUGUUUGAUGAGACCCCCAGCUGGAAGCGAUCCUCGAGGCGUUGCGAUACUGCUGUUGCCAACAUCGUUUUUCUGUGGGAGUCGUCGCGAUGGACGAUUCGGUUGUGGGCCGCAAUCAAGGACAACCAGCAGUAUUUGUCUCGAUAUGUUGCCUUCGCUGAGCGGCCGGCUAGCUCGCCCAUCAACUCGGCCACCACUGGCAUGCAUGCGUGAUUCUGGCGUUUGGUGGUCCUGUUAUGUAGCGGUUUCCUUCCUGUAGGCCAGCAGCUGUGCCGUUGUUUACUUGCCUACGGACAGCCAGCCCCAGACAAUUUAGCUAGAGUAGGCCGCAGUGAUGAGUUCGUUCGCCCGGUGCAUGGCCGGUGAAAUCGUACGACACGGACGGAACAUCCAAGCUUGUUGUCUGCUACCCUGAUAAUACCGAGUGCUCCGGAAAAGGCCGGCCAAAGGCAUUGUGUGGCCUGGUAUGUAUCCAUACGAGGGCCACAAUUGGCUGUACGUCAUCAUCGGAAACUGUGCGAUUGAUGGUAUGCAUGCACACCACCCCAUGCUGUCUUCUUCUCUUGUGUAGUGUAUAAUCAUUCCUCCUGCUGAGUGACCCCCGCCUGGUGCGCUGACCACAUGCCGCACGGUGUAGCCUGGUUGCCCAGCACAGAUUGAAGUCGAAACCACACACACUUCAUCAACAACUGCAGUCACAAAUAACGUCACAAUCAUCAUUGCAAGGGAUCGGUCAGAUUUCCGCGCGAGGCUACACCUAUCCGUCCCCGCUUUGCCGGACUUUGUGAUGGAGAGAUAGCUUUUGAGCCACAAAAGCGUCGUCUCCCAUCUGUUCGCCCGGCGGCACGUAUGGGAGAGAGAUUGAGUCCACAACCUCUUCUCCAUUCUCUUCGCCCCCCCCAGAGUGUGAUCCAAAGCCAGCCACCGCCCAUCCAACGCCAGCUGCCCACUCCCACCUCGCUCAUUUGUCAACCUGAGCUACGCAAGUGUUAUCACCGCUACACAAGCGCCAAGCCAAAACCUACACAAGAGACAUGCGUCUCAAAACAAAACCAUCGCAAUGAAGGAAAUAUAGGUGUCGCACAUUCAAGCACGUAUGCGUGCAUGAGCGAAACAUUCCUCCUACCCUAAUAAUCUAUCCAUUCAUCUCGCGCUCCUCCUCCUCCUCCUCCUCCUCCUCCUCCUCCUCCUCCUCCUACGCACUGAAAACGCCAUCAGGUGUCCUGGUCAACCAGACGUCGUUUUGUCAGAGCCUCGUUUGUCGAUUCAUUACAUUGCCGUGUUCAGCCUACACGAAAAAACGACAAACAUACAUGCCUCGCCGCCCUGGGACUAAGCAGAGCCCGUCCGUGCAACCACCCACGGCGUUCAACGAUCGGCUGAUCCAGCAGAGGUGCAGUAGGUGCUGUCAACCCUAGUCGACAAAAAUAACUCCACACCCCACAAAAAACAAAAACAAAAACCUACAGCGGCCCUAAGCCGCACAAAGAGAGGCGAAACCUACAACCCUUUUGAGUUAUCUGACAGACAAAACCAUUCCUUUUUUUCCAGCACAAAGACAAUCAAAUCAACUCUUGCACAGAAAAAAACAUUUUCUGGCUUCGACUCCUGCACCUUGUUUUUUGAAUAUGCGUAAAUGUUGUCGGUGGGCCCUGAGGUCGGCCCGAGCUAACCGUAGUCCAGCUAGCACACGGAAGGACAGAGGAGGAGCCGAUCGAUCGACGGCCCAACGCUCGACAGCCACCUUCGCUGAGAAAGACCCUACUGUAGCUUGACAACUGCGACAAUGGACUUGAAUCCUGGAUGUAUAUUUCCGCGAUUUUCACGGACAGCGUAGACACAACUAUCACGUUCGACCUGAAACCAAACUAAAAAGCACGCCAAUCCUAACGUAACUCCACAGAAUACAACGAAGAGUACUACAGGUACAAACAAAGUCCACGACCCCAAUAACAGCUCGCACAAGGGCUGCAGCAGCAGAGAGGUGCCAGAGGACAACAGCCUAGCUCACGGCAUUGUUUACUGUGUGCCUUUCCUACAAUGCACAACCAAUCUUAGCAGACACUGUAGGCCAGCCACAAGAAAGGCACACCCCCUAUCACUCGGACACGCUCCCAGACCGAGAAAAAACAGAUUCCGGGAAGGUUCUCUGCGAAAAAAAACAUCCCAUCCUUAUAUCCCCAGCUCAACGAAACGCAAAACAUUAUUUUCUUUAUCCUGGUCCGUGUAUGUUGUACCGAACUUGAGCGAGCCACACCGCGCGCGGUCAGCGUGCUCUGUUUCCCGACGCAUCCUCUCUUCCAAGCCCACGCCAUCAGAAGACGCAUUCAGCCAGCUGAGCCGAACGCCGCAGCGGUCUCCACACACACCCUACUAGUUAGUUUACCAGAGACAAAAGUACAUCUACCAGCAUACAAUACGGACGAAGUCGGGAUUGAUGCCACUCCACUACUCUCUGACCGUCAACACAGUUCAUCCGUUUUUCGUUUUAUUACUCAACUCUUUCUCGCGAGACUGCUGUCAAAAUAUUAAUUCUUCAUAUUGUUAUUGGUGGUUUUCUCAAUUGUUUCGCGCUUUUCGCGAGAUGGUCUCAACCACCUCCUCUCUGCUUCUGCCUGGUACCUCCACCUAGCCUCUUUCUUUCUCUCCGUCUCGUCAAAGUUGUUUUUUCAAAGCCUUCAAAUCCCCCGCCCCCCC
This is a messenger RNA of Ectocarpus sp. CCAP 1310/34, 4578 nucleotides long. NCBI's taxonomy places the organism in Eukaryota, Phaeophyceae, Ectocarpales, Ectocarpaceae. The record is from the annotation of a GenBank genome assembly.